AUGCGCGGAUACAUCCCCCUUCUUCUGGCUCUUUCUGCCUCUUGCACAACCGUUGCUGCGCUUCCCAAGCCCAGAAUGCAACUUCGCGACAGUGCAAGCAAGCCGAAAUACUCAGUUGUUCCUCUGGAGCCUGGCAAUGAUGAUCCCUCCUCAGAUGGCACUGGAGGCGAAGAUGGAAAUGGCGGCAGCGGCAGCGGCAGUGAAGAUGAGAAUGGAGGUGACGUCGUGACAGUCAUCCAAACAGUGGUUCAGACACGAAAACCCGUCACUCAGGUCAUCACGCAAACAGGGAAGCCUAGCAUCAUUACAGUGCCUGGAAAGACUAUCACCAAGGCUGUUCCCACUACUGUUUCCAUCAUCAACCUGGACGACCAGCCAGUUGUCACCCAGACAGUCACUAUUUCUCAUCCCAGCGCGUCCACGUCCAAAAAGUCAGGAAAGCCAACAGCCACAAAGGAGCCAGAAACUGCCGAAAGUCAAGCAGUGACGACAGCCCAGGAACCAUCCGAUUCUUUGACCUCUGCUGCUGCUCCGGGUGUGACCUCCCAGCCUCAGCCCAAUCCCCAACCACAACCUCAACCUCAGCCCGAGCCGGAGCCAGAACCAUCCACUAUUCAAAUCACCCAAACACCGUCUACACCUGAGACCCAAUCUGUCAUCAUUCAAACAGUCACCGUAACUCAGACAUCUUCAACAAGCGAAAGCUGGUUGGCGACUCAAGUCCCAGAGAGCACUGCAGCUCCUUCUUCAGACUCCCCAGUGGCACCUAUCCCACCUCAAGAAACCUUUGUCCCCAACCCUACCAGUAACGAGGAUGAAUCCUGGUCUUCUAUCACGACACCCUACGAGCCCCCAGUCGUGCCCACGACCCUUCUCACAUCUUGCAUCACUACCACAACUACCUCAGACUACCAACACGUCACCCCUGAGCCAGCCCCUUCUUUGAAGACACACGAUGAUGGAGCAUGGCAUACUACGUACCCGGCCUGGAACGGCAAUGAUCUGGCCAUGUGA
Fusarium venenatum is the source of this 1014-nucleotide messenger RNA. RefSeq lists its product as uncharacterized. The record is from RefSeq and is a predicted model, not a curated record. NCBI's taxonomy places the organism in Eukaryota, Fungi, Ascomycota, Sordariomycetes, Hypocreales, Nectriaceae.